AUGGCUGCUGCGUCGCUCGCAUCGUGCUCGACAGUCGUGCCAGCUCUGGCGGGGGCGGCGGGAAUUGAGGAACGUUCGACGCGAGCCUUAAGAAACGCCUGCAGCCGCUCCCUCGCACCCAGGCGCGUGAGGUCGUUGGUGGCGGAAGCAGCAGCGGGCGAUUCACGGCGAGAGGCGUCGCGCGACGACGACAGCAGCGCGGACACAAGCGGUCGCCGUGCCUUCCUCGCCCUUUCCACCGCCUCCGCUGCCGCCUUGCUGAGUUCCCCGAUUCCAGCACAUGCUGUCUCCACCAGCCGCCGUGCCAAUCAAGGGGCGCGCAUCCCAGAGGAGGAGUACACAACUCAGCCGUCAGGGCUCAAGAUCUAUGACAUCAAAGUCGGCUCAGGGCCCUUGGCGAAGCUGGGAGACCGAGUCACGGUGCACUAUGUGGUGCAGUGGAAGGGCAUCACGUUCAUGACGAGCCGGCAGGGCAUGGGCGUGACAGGCGGCACGCCGUACGGCUUUGACCUGGGCUCCAGCAGCCUCGGCAUGGUGCUCAAGGGGCUCGACCAGGGCGUUGAAGGGAUGCGCGCUGGCGGCGUGCGUCAAAUGAUUGUGCCUCCGGAGCUGGCAUAUGGCAACCGAGGCAUUCAGGAGAUCCCACCCAAUGCCACACUCCAGAUGAAUGUGGAGCUCCUGGCAGUGAAGCAAAAUGCCUAUGGCACACCCGUCAAGCUUAUCGAGGGCAGCAUGCUGCUCCCUGCGAUCCCCGCGUCCUUCCCGCUGUGCGACGCGGUGAGCGACGACUACAUCCCGUGCCUGGACAACACGCGAGCGAUCAAGAAGCUGCGCACCACCAAGCAGUACCAGCACCGCGAGCGCCAUUGCCCCAACCCCCAGGAAAUGCCGCGCUGCGUCGUGCCCAUGCCCGAGGGCUACAAGCCGCACGUCCCCUGGCCAGAGAGCCGCGACGAGAUCUGGUUCAACAACGUGCCGCGCACGUCCCUGGCGAACUACAAGGCGGACCAGAACUGGCUCAAAGUGGAGUCGGAUCGCUUCAUCUUCCCCGGCGGCGGCACGCAGUUCAAAUACGGCGCCGCCACGUACAUCGCGUGGCUGGAGCAGGUCCUCCCGGAGCUCGCGUGGGGGCGCCGCGUGCAGGUCGCGCUCGACAUGGGCUGCGGCGUCGCGAGCUUCGGCGCGUAUCUGGACGCGAUGAGCGUUAAGGUGCUGUCCGUGGCGCCCAAGGACGAGCACGAGGCGCAGGUACAAUUCGCGCUGGAGCGUGGAGUCCCCGCGCUGGUCGGCGUGAUGGGCACGCUGCGUCAGCCGUUCCCCGCGAAUUCCUUCGACGCCGUACACUGCGCGCGGUGCCGCGUGCCGUGGCACCCGAACGGCGGGAUGCUGCUGCUGGAGCUGAACCGACUCAUCCGCCCGGGGGGCUAUUUCAUUUGGUCCGCGACUCCCGUGUGCCUUGAGUGUAAGGCGUUCGAGCCGGAUGAUCGCGAGGUGUGGGCUGCCAUGGAGGAGCUUACAACGCGUAUGUGCUGGACGCUGCGCGCCAAGCGCGUGAACAUGACGUUCGGGAUUGGAGUGGCGGUUUGGCAGAAGCCCACUGACAACCGGUGCUACCGCCACCGCCCUAAUAACUCGUCGCUUGCGCCGCUGUGCUCAAUCGCGGAUGAGCCCGAUGCCGCCUGGUACGUGCCGAUGCAGUCGUGCAUGCACCGCGUGCCUAUGGACCGCGACGCGCAGCACGGCUCGCAGUGGCCCGCGGACGGCGCGGAGCGGCUGACGGCGGAGCCGGUGUGGCUGGACGGCGCGGCGGAAGCACUGGAGACCCGCGCACGGACGUAUGAGCGGCGGAUGGGGUUCGACUGGAGCACCAUUCGCAACGUCAUGGACAUGGAUGCUCGCAUGGGAGGGUGGGGAGCAGCAUUAGCGGCCACGGGCAAGCCGCUGUGGACGCUCAACGUGGUGCCGACAUCGCGGCCGGACACGCUCCCCGUGGUGUUUGAGCGCGGGCUGCUAGGCGUGUACCACGACUGGUGCGAGUCGUUCAGCACGUAUCCGCGCACCUACGACCUGCUACACGCGCACCACCUGCUGAGCCACCUCGACAAGAACCACCGCCGCGGCUGCGACAUAGUGGAUGUGAUGCUGGAGAUGGAUCGAGUGCUGCGGCCCAUGGGGUACGUCAUUAUACGCGAGACCAACGCCACGGCAGCCAUGGUGGAAUCAGUGGCAGCAGCGCUGCACUGGAAGCCGCUUGACAGUUACAGGCGCAACACAGACGACACUGUGCUCGCGUUUCAAAAGACCAUGUGGAGGCCUGUGAUCGAGGCCAGGGAGGAGUAA
Messenger RNA from Closterium sp. NIES-65, 2340 nucleotides. Lineage: Eukaryota; Viridiplantae; Streptophyta; Zygnematophyceae; Desmidiales; Closteriaceae. The record is from the annotation of a GenBank genome assembly.